This is a messenger RNA of Pyrenophora tritici-repentis Pt-1C-BFP, 927 nucleotides long. The record is from RefSeq and is a predicted model, not a curated record. NCBI's taxonomy places the organism in Eukaryota, Fungi, Ascomycota, Dothideomycetes, Pleosporales, Pleosporaceae.
AUGGGUUCCGAUUCCAGCGACAACGUCCCCCCCUCCCCAGCCUACUUCCCCACCUCCGCCUCGUCCCCCCUCCACCCCCCAACCGCCCUCUACACCUCUUUAAAAACCCUCCCUCCCACCUCCCUCCACACCACCCUCUCCUUCCUCAUCCCUCCCCGCAGCGGAAAAGCCUGGCACGUCCCCGCCGGCUCCCUCUUUCGCCUAUCCACGCCCCAAGGACCCCAAGUCGGCGACCUAAACAUCUGGAACGCACAUGACCCACGCGAGCGAUUCUGGGCCGCUCGUACAAGACAGUUGCAGAGUAGCCAUGUCAAGGAAGGGGAUCGGUUGUGGAGUUGUCUCCCGUUCAUGAGACCGUUGUGUGGGGUGAUUGAUGAUGGGUGUGAGAUAGGUGAUGUUGGGAGGGAGGAGAAGAGGGAUGCCAGGGGUGGUGUUACUAAAUGGGGUGGGAGGUGUCAUGAUUUGUUGGGGACGAGGUGUGAUCCUUAUGUUAAUAACAUGCUCUCCUCAACAUCCUACAACUACCACUGCCACUCCAACCUCGUCCGCGCUGUUCUUCCCCACGGUCUCACGGAAUACGACGUCCAUGACGUGCUCAAUGUGUUUCAAGUCACGGGUCUUGACUCUCAAGGGCGGUACUUUAUGGAAGCUAGUCCCGCGAUGGAAGAUAGUUAUAUUACUUUCUUCGCGGAACAGGAUUUGCUUUGUGCGUUGAGUACGUGCCCGGGAGGUGAUUUAAGUAGGUGGGGGUGGCAUCAAGCCGAGGAGGAAAAGGAACAGGGAGAGGGGAUGAAGAGUACUUGUAGACCGAUUGAAGUGGAGGUAAUGGAGGUUUUGGAUAAGGCGGUGUUGGAAGAGUGGAAGAGGCCGGAGAGGAGUGGGUAUAGGGGGAUGCAUGGGAUGGGUGUUCCGGAGGGAGAGGUUUAG